AUGAGCAGUGAAGGAAAGGAAAGGAAAAAGAAAGAUAUUAAUGAAAUGGAACCCGAAGUUGACGAUGAUCAGGUUGAUCCCUAUCAUGGAAAACAACAAGAACUACCUGAGUCCGAAAACUUUGAAAUGCCCGAUGAUUUAAACUUGGACGGCGAAGAAAAAGACGAUAAGGAUGGAGAAACUGAAACUGAAAAUCCGUUUGAAAUCGACGCUAUGAAAGAAGCUUUACAAGAAGAGCAGAAAGAAAAUGAUGGUAAAGAUAAAGAUAAAAAAAUAAAAAUUUAG
Messenger RNA from Danaus chrysippus (African queen), 285 nucleotides. The record is from the annotation of a GenBank genome assembly. NCBI's taxonomy places the organism in Eukaryota, Metazoa, Arthropoda, Insecta, Lepidoptera, Nymphalidae.